AUGCCACGAAAGCCAGCAAAGCCACCGUCGGAACCUGCAUCGCGGAGCACCUCCAAGCGCCCUGCUGCAGAAACGCCCAGCAGGACAUCUAAGAGAGCAAGGGCAACGCCGAGGAAGUCGUACAUUGAACCAGGCACGGAUUCUGAUGCAACCUCGAACGCUGGAGAUUUAUCCGAAGACGCAGAGUCUGGCGAUGCAUCUGAUUUUGAGGCUCAGAGCGAGAAAGAAGCGUCCUCUGAAUCCGAACCAGAUCCCAAUGCCAGCGAUGAAGAGCCUACCUCCAAGAACGCAACAUCAAGGGGCCGACCGCAAAAUAAGUCUCUUUCCUUGCACAAGAAAAACGUCGAAGAAAAAGAGCUGUGGAAACCUGGUGCGAAGCUUGAGCCAGGAACGCAGCUCAUCAUCAAGAAGCCUAAGGCUCGCGACGCAGGCGACACACCGUACACCGAGAGUACCAUUCACCCUAACACUAUGCUGUUCCUCGAGGAGAUCAAAGCCAACAAUGAUCGUCAGUGGUUGAAGCUACACGAUCCAGACUAUCGAGUUGCGGUACAAGAUUUCAAUGACUUCAUCGGGAAGCUUACUGAGAAGAUCGUGGAGAUAGAUGAGACGAUACCAGAGUUACCGGUGAAAGACAUUGUGUAUCGGAUAUAUCGAGAUGUCCGUUUCUCGAAAGACCAAACGCCGUACAAGACCUACUUCUCAGCGGCGUGGUCACGAACAGGCCGCAAAGGCCCAUAUGCCGCUUACUAUGUUCAGAUCCAGCCAAAUGGAGGCAGCUUCGUUGGCGGCGGGUUGUGGCAGCCAGACGCGGAGUCGCUCAGAAAGUUGCGACACGAAUUCGAUCGCAAACCUUACAAGAUAAAGCAAAUCCUAACAGACGAGCGGAUCCGCACAUCAUUCUUGAAGGGCGUCCCCGAAAACGAAAAGAAAGUUGUCAAGGCCUUUGUUGGUCUGACAUCUAAUGCAUCAACUGCGCUAAAGCGCAAUCCUAAAGAAUACCCCAUAGAUCACAAAGAUAUCGAUUUGCUUCGAUUGAGGAGUUUCACCCUUGGCAAGAAACUCCCAGACAAAGCGGUUAUUGGACCGGAGGGUAUAACCCGAAUCGCAGAGUUAAUUGCCUGCAUAGAGCCCUUCAUCACCUACCUGAACAGCGUCGUCAUGCCCGACGAAGAGUCGUCAAGCUCCAGCGGGGAAGACGAUGAGAACGAAGACGGCAGCUCGGCAGCAGAGGGUGUCGACGAGUGA
Messenger RNA from Ascochyta rabiei, 1248 nucleotides. RefSeq lists its product as uncharacterized. Bases 1 to 1248 code for a protein of 415 amino acids. The transcript is spliced from 8 exons. NCBI's taxonomy places the organism in Eukaryota, Fungi, Ascomycota, Dothideomycetes, Pleosporales, Didymellaceae. The record is from RefSeq and is a predicted model, not a curated record.